Molecule: messenger RNA, 1520 nt
Organism: Cryptomeria japonica (Japanese cedar)
Lineage: Eukaryota; Viridiplantae; Streptophyta; Pinopsida; Cupressales; Cupressaceae
Product: J protein JJJ2
Exons: 1
Coding region: 120-1520 (466 amino acids)
Source: RefSeq, a predicted model, not a curated record
AUGAGUAUUUCCGGAAAAAAGCUUAUUUUCCUUCACAGUAUAUCAACUUCUUCGUUUUAGAUAAAAUGCAAUCUUGUUGCCGCCAUCAUUGCUCUGGCUUCUGGUAACUGUUAGGAAAAAUGGAGUGCGAUAGAGAAGAAGCUUACAGAGCCAAAGAAAUUGCAGAGAAAAAGUUAAUGGCGGGAGACAUGCAAGAAAGCUACAAACUCGCUCAGAAGGCAUACGAGCUCUAUCCUGCUCUGGAGGGAUUGUCUUCCAUGAUAACGGCAAUUGAAGUGCACCUUGCUGCUCACUCAAAACUUUAUUUAGGCUUCAUGGAUUGGUAUUCCAUUUUACAAGUAAGCUCCUCCUCUGAUCCCUCUCUUAUUAAGAACCAGUAUGAAAAGCUGGCCUUGUUACUGCAUCCCGACAAAAACAAGAGCGUAGGCGCCGAGAGAGCUUUCAAACUUAUCACCAAAGCAAGGACAGUUCUCUCGGAUAAAACCAGAAAGGCAAGCUAUGAUGUAAAGAUAAAAAGACAAGAAGGGAAGAGCUCUCCGUACAAACCAAAUGUGACUAAUCUGCCCCCAACCCCUACCACGACCACCUCCAUCUCCCUCAAAGUGAAUUCCACUCCCACUGCCAUCAUGCCAAAUAGCCUAAAUGUGAGUAAUUCCUCCGAUGCUCAGUAUCCUUUCACUUUCACAGGCACCGGCGAGACUUUGGAAAAGACUGCAAGUGUCAAUUCCUUCCCUGAAACUCCCUUGUACAAUGAUCACAUUUAUGACCAUGGCGAGGACACCCCAACUCCUCCAAACAAGAGCUUCAAUGAGCAGGAUAGUUCAAUUGCAAACACAAACUUAAACGUGACUAAUCUUCAGUCGUCCUACGGCCACAACAGCUCUGCAGCUUCCCAGUUGUCUACUGGAAAGAAACCCACCUUUUGGACUGUCUGUUCCUCUUGGCAAUUGCUGCAGGAGUGCCCACAGUCGCAGGAGAGACAAAGUAUUCAAUGUUCAGAUUGUAGGAGUCAGUUUGUGGCUUCGGAGGUUGCAACCAUAUCUGUAAAUGAUUACACCAAUGGCCUAAGCAUGAGGAGAAAAGAAGAAAAUGCCAGUGUCACGGAAGAAUAUGUGAUGAAUGGAAAUGAGGAUAAUGAGCCAAAGCAGAACUUCAUAAACCAUGCAGCAGACCAUUCUAAAAAGGCUAAAAGGGGAACUAAAAAAGGGAAAGGAAAGUCCAAAAAGAGAAGGAAAUUGGAUUUAGUCCCUUUUAAGGAGGAUCCUGAUGUGAAAAUCGUUGAUCCUCUUUCCUUGCAUGUGAGAGAUGCAGAUUUUCAUGACUUUGACCUGGACAGGGUAGAGUUUUGCUUUGAGGUAAAUCAAAUCUGGGCUAUAUAUGAUGAUGAUGGAAUGCCUCGUUAUUAUGCUCUCAUUAAUAAUGUUAUAUCCUUGCAUCCCUUCAAGGUGCAGAUGAGUUGGCUAGACAGAAUUGACAACAGCAACAAGGAUUUAAUUAAGUGGGCGAAUGCUGGAUUCUGA